This is a messenger RNA of Verticillium dahliae VdLs.17, 1626 nucleotides long. Its product is annotated as ECM14 protein. Gene Ontology annotation, biological process: proteolysis. The record is from RefSeq and is a predicted model, not a curated record. The transcript has 2 exons. Lineage: Eukaryota; Fungi; Ascomycota; Sordariomycetes; Glomerellales; Plectosphaerellaceae. The coding region runs from base 1 to 1626 and encodes 541 amino acids. Gene Ontology annotation, molecular function: metallocarboxypeptidase activity; zinc ion binding.
AUGCGCUUUCAAGUAAUUGCUGGCUUGGCCAGUAUUGCUAUCUUGCAACCAGGCGCCUCCGCCAUCGGCACUGGGCCUCUCGUAACCCACGACGAUGCAAACCACCUGCACAACCCGACACAUCGACGACUGCCCUUCCUCUCCUGGGUCCGCGACGUUGCGGUCGAACUCUUCUUUGGUCCAUAUCCUUCCAAGACCGAAAUACGCCAUGGCGUCCCGACCCCGAAGCGCUAUACGGACGAAGUUGUGCUACGCUUCAACCUAACCGCGCCUGAGGAAGAAGCUGCCAUGGCUCAGUCAGCCUCCACCUUGUUUCUCGACAUUUGGGCAUUCACGGAGGAUUUUGUCGAUAUCAGGCUACGCAAAGACAGAAUUGGGACUCUGCUUGGUGUACUACCUAAAUCCCUACGCGAUUCCUACUUGGUGCUCAUACCCGAUGUCUCUGCGGCGAUUCACGGGUCACGCCCCUCCACACCAGUGGUACAACACCAUGAAUACAUGCCCUGGGACGAGGGGUCUGGUCUUCUGCGCCCUCAGGCUGACAGCGAUACCGUCUUCUUCCGUGACUAUCGACCCCUCUCUGUCAUUGUGCCUUGGAUGCGACUCCUCGAGGCUAUGUUCCCUGCGAUCGCAAGAAUGGUCAACGUCGGUCUGUCAUACGAGGGGCGCGAUAUUCCGGCUCUCAAGGUCGGGGUUUACAAGCCCGGCGAACCAGCACCAAAGAGGAAGACACUGCUCGUCACAGGUGGCAUGCACGCGCGGGAAUGGAUUUCAACGACCACCGUCAACUAUGUGGCCUGGUCAUUUGUGACCAGCUAUGGACGUGAUCCCAUGAUCACUAAGUUGCUCGAGCAUUUUGAUGUCGUCUUCGUUCCAGUCCUGAACCCUGAUGGCGUGGAAUACAGCUGGCAGGUAGAUCGUCUGUGGCGCAAGACUAGACAGGGAACCGAUGUGUCGUUUUGCCAGGGCCUUGACUUGGAUCGCGCAUUCGGCUUCGAGUGGGACGGUGCUGGAUCCAACGGUGAGCCUUGCUCCGAAAGCUAUGGAGGCGCGAAACCCUGGGAGGCCGCGGAGGCGGUAGCGCUGGCGAAUUGGGCGCGCAAUGAGACGACCAACAACAACGUCGAAUUUGUGGGUUUGAUUGACCUGCAUUCGUAUUCACAGCAGGUCAUGUAUCCUUUCUCUUACACCUGCGAUACCGAUCCUCCCAACCUUGAGAACCUUGAGGAGCUGGCUGUCGGGCUUGCCAAGGCCAUUCGGCUAUCGAGCGGCGAGGCCUACUCGGUCACGUCGGCAUGUGAAGGGGUUGUGGCAGGCGGAGGCGACAUGGGCCGCUCGUCCCGCGUCGAGGUGGGCGGGGGCUCGGCCAUCGAUUGGUUUUAUCAUGAGAUGCGCGCACACUUCAGCUAUCAGAUCAAGCUGAGAGACAUGGGGAGCUACGGUUUUCUACUCCCGAAAGAGAAUAUCGUGCCUACGGGCGAGGAGAUGUUCAACGCUAUGAAGUACCUUGGAGACUACUUGCUUGGCAACAACGGGAUCGAGCGUUCGAACCAGCAACACUCAAUGACGCCGCCGGCAGGUGGGGUUUUCAGCAACCCAGAACUUCGCCGGGUGAAGCGCCGGUGA